UUUAACCGUCGAGUGUCCAAUUAAAAGCGGAAGUAUCUUCUAAUUAACAGACUAUUUUAGUGUCAAUCUCAGUUUCAAUCUCUAUCUCAAACUCAAACUCAAACGCACACUCAAACUCUAUCUCUAUCUCAGUCUCGAUCUGAAUCAAAUUAUUAAAAUCAGUCGCUCUUUCUGGAGUUGAUUGGGGUGAGAAUGACGACGAAGCCUUUGAUCAACGUUCCGAUCUUCCCUUCCCUUCCUCAUUUCUCCAAAUCCAACACCAAAUCUCUCAAGCUCCUUAAAGGGCCCCCACUUUCUUGCAUAAGGAAGAAUGGAAGCCUCAAUGGCUUCUCUAGCCUACCUUCAAAAAUGGAGUCAAGUGAUCAUGAUAAGGCAGAUGAGUCUCAGGAAAAUUUUCAGACUUCUAAUAUGGAGCAGGAAAUAAAAAAUAAUGACGUUUGGCGACUCUUUAGAGAAGCUCAGCAGAAUAUUUUAUAUUUGAACAAACAACGUCUUUGGGCUGUUGAGGAGCUGAACAGAAGGAGCAGAGAAAAAGAAAUUUUGAUUGACAAGUUAGAGCAACUGGAAGCUGAAAAGCAGAGCCUUGAUGUUAAAGACAAGCAAUCAAUUUAUUGGGAGUUGCUGCUUCGGAUAGACUCAAUGGUUCUCACUGGCUUGAUUAACACCGGGGAGGCAUCUGAUUUGAGAAAUCUGGUCCUGGAUUCUAAAGUUAGUGUAGCUGACGUUUUCUCUAAUGUCCUACAGAAAAGUGAUGCUGAGCUUUUGGCUGAAUUUAGAUAUCUCUCUGUCGAAAGCAAAAAGAAUGCUUAUCACAUUAUCCACAUCUGCACUGAAAUGGAACCGUUGGUCUCAGUUGGAUCUUUGGCUUCAUAUAUAACAGGCCUAUGCUGUGCACUACAAAGGAAGGGUCACCUGGUGGAGGUUAUUUUGCCAAAGUAUGCUAGUAUGGACCUAGAUGAUGUCCAUGGGCUGCGGGAAAUUGAGGCAGAGGCCUAUUCAUAUUUUAAUGGUCAAUUUCAUGGAAACAAAAUUUGGACUGGUGUUGUCCAUGGAAUUGGAGUUACUUUCAUUCAACCUUCAGACUAUUCAUCAUUUUUCAACCGUGAUUGUGUAUACGGUUACCCGGAUGACUUUGAAAGGUUUACCUAUUUUUCUCGUGCUUCUUUAGAUUAUAUUAUAAAAUCUGGAAAGAAGCCUGAUGUCUUACACAUACAUAACUGGGAGACUGCUAUAGUUGGACCACUUUUCUGGGAUAUAUUUGUUAACGAGGGCCUUGGAAACACUAAAAUAUUGUUAACAUGCCACAGCCUUGAUUCACAGUGCCUUGUGCAUCCUGAUAAGCUUGCACUCUGUGGACUUGAUCCUGAUAGACUUCACCGUCCUGAUCGUUUUCAAGACAAUACAAAGACACAUCUAAUCAACACUUUGAAGGGUGGCAUAGUUUACUCCAAUAAAGUCAUUAUAUUAUCAUCCAUAAAUUCAAAAUGUGAGAUCAUUCGUAGUUUCAGUUAUGGACUGGAAUCUACCCUAAGCAUUCACCAGAACAAAUUGCUUGUUGCUCCUUGUGGAUUUGACAACUCCAGCUGGGAUCCUUAUUAUGACAAAUUUCUUCCAGAAAAUUAUUGUUCAGAGAAUCUACAGGGUAAAACUGCUUGCAAAGUUGCAUUACAGCAGCAACUGGGGUUAUUCAAAGAUGCUGCUACCAUUCUUGUUGGAUGCAUCUUCUCAGAGGUAUCAGAUGUUGUUUUGGAGAACCUGAAGACACUUCUUCGAGAUGCUAUCAUGAAGGGCAUCCAGUUUGUCUUCAUGGGAACUGACAAAACACCAAGUGUGAAUUGGGCGCUGGUAUCUUUGCAGGACGAGUUCAAAGGUGGACAUAUUAGAUUUUUGGAUAUCUAUGAUGAAGCUUUAGCACACCUGAUCUUUGCAGGAUCUGACAUUAUAUUGUGCCAAUCUUUCCAUGAUCCUGUCCUUCAAGUGCCACUUAAGGCCCUAAAAUAUGGUGCUGCUCCAAUAUUGGUAGCCUCGGAUGAUAUCAGAUUCAGGCAUGAUCUGGUUAUUGACCAUGAGACCACUAAAUUUUCUCAUUACAUCAACUCUACCUUCGGAAAUAUGACUCUAAGCCAGGCUUUGAACGAAAUUAAGAACAGCCCAUCUACAUGGAAACAAAAAAUCAUGGAUGCCAUGUCAGAAGACUUCUCUUGGGAUUCAGAAUGCUGCGACAUUCAUGUUUCUGCAUACUCAGCCCUAAAGAAUCUGUAAACCUGGAACAGGUUUGCUUGUGUAUAUAUAUAUAUAUAUAUAUAUAUAUAUAUAUAUCAAUCAAUGCGUUGAUAGUGAAUAUAGAUAAUUAUUUUGAGGUUGGCAUAAGUUGUGUCUGCAUGCAUAAGGAGCCGGCAGCAUGGCAUUUAAUUGCCAUUUUCAGUAGCUUGAAGGGAAUAAGUCAGAAUAAUAAGUUGCAGGUUUUAAUCCUUCAAUUUUAGAGCCAUUUUAAGUAUAGUGAAUAGUCAUGCACUAUUGCGUAACGGUUUUGUUAGGUAAAUAGGUGCAUAAAGUGAGACCAAACAAAAGAUGAUUAAUAUUCUGCGCAGUCAAGUAGUGUGUUAAUAAAUAGAUUGAACAGCAGCAUUUGAUUUUCUUAAGACUUAUGAUGUUAAAUUAAUUGCAAGAUUAUUUAGAAUAGCAAAUGUAGUUGCUUUAGCUUGUCAUGAUGGAGAAUGGAGAGCGUUCCAGGACACAUAGUUACGUUGGAAAGGAAAAAACAGAGUCCAAUUGCAUGAUGGAAUGAAUUAUGAGGGGAUUCCUAACCAAUAAAAUUAUGUGUACUUAUAUUUGGUAUGUAAUUUAUGUAUACA
Molecule: messenger RNA, 2855 nt
Organism: Mangifera indica (mango)
Lineage: Eukaryota; Viridiplantae; Streptophyta; Magnoliopsida; Sapindales; Anacardiaceae
Product: probable starch synthase 4, chloroplastic/amyloplastic
Exons: 20
Coding region: 193-2262 (689 amino acids)
Source: RefSeq, a predicted model, not a curated record